GAUCCUAAAUUGACUCUAAAAAGUCGAAUUAAAUCGGGUCCCCAAAUUAAUCGGAGACGGAUCGGGCUGCCUGCCCUUUAAGUUUGGAGGACAAAGAAGGAAUCGUGUUCCGAACUGGUUCUUACUCCUCAGCAAACUUUUAAUAGGCAUUUUAAUUAUCGUGGUUCGCUUCCCAUAUUUUUAGUUUCUAGCUAUGUUUCAGCACCUUGUCUAGAAUGGCUAUUGCAUCUCUCUCCAAAGCACGUCCCUUUCACCAUCUCCUUUGCUCAUUCCACAACUUCAAACCCUUUUUCUUCUUCUCUUCUCUCACCCAACAGCAGCCUGUAUCUCCGCCGUUAGCAAACCUCGUAAAUGAAAUCUGUCGCGUACUAAGCGACCACAGGAGUCCUCACCAUGACUUAGACCCCUCUCUCACCGGCUUCUCUUCUCAUAUAUCCACUCAACUCGUCGAGCAAGUCCUAAAACGCUGCAAAAAUCUCGGCUUUUCUGCCCACAGAUUCUUUCUUUGGGCUGAAAAAAUUCCGGGUUUUCAACACAGUGAUACAAGCUACCAUAUUUUGGUUGAUGUAUUAGGAAGUAGCAAACAGUUUGCUAUUUUAUGGGAUUUCUUGGUAGAAAUUAGAGAUAGCAAACAGUUUGAGAUAACCCCAGAAAUUUUCUGGAUUAUUUUUAGAGCUUAUUGUGGAGCAAAUUUGCCUGGUGAUGCUAUCAGGGCAUUUGAUAGAAUGGUGGAGUUUGGAAUUAAGCCUAGUGUUCAUGAUGUUGAUAAACUUUUGUUUGUGUUAUGUAAAAGGAAGCAUGUGAAACAAGCCCAAGGGUUUUUUGAUGGAGUUAAGCAUGAGUUUGAGCUUAGUGCAAAAAGUUAUAGCAUUUUGGUGAGGGGUUGGGGGGAUGUCGGUGAAACUUACCAUGCACGUAAGAUGUUUGACGAAAUGGUCCAUCGAGGUUGUUCCAUCGAUGUUUUUGCUUAUAAUAGCUUGUUGGAAGCCUUGUGCAAAGGUGGUAACGUGGAGGAAGCUUAUAAGAUGUUUGGAGAAAUGGAUUCGAGUGGGAUUGAGCCAGAUGCUUGCAGUUACUCUGUUUUCAUUCGUGCAUAUUGUGAGGCCAAUGAUAUUCAUGCGGCAUUUAGGGUGCUUGAUAGAAUGAGAAGAUACAAUCUUGUCCCUAAUUUGUUCACUUACAAUUGCAUUAUCAAAAAGCUUUGCAACAAUGAUAAUGUUGAUGAGGCUUACCAGCUUUUAACCGAGAUGUUUGAGAGGGGAAUUACUCCGGAUACAUGGAGUUUCAAUGCCAUCCUGGCUUAUCAUUGUGAACAUUCUGAGGUUAAUAGGGCUCUUAGAUUGAUUUCCAGAAUGGAGAAAAAUGAAUGUCUACCAGACAGGCACACUUACAACAUGGCACUCAAGUUACUAAUUCGCAUAGGAAGAUUUGAUAGGGCAACAGAGCUGUGGGAGAGUACGGCAGAUAAAGGAUUUUAUCCUUCUGUAUCAACUUAUGCUGUCAUGGUUCAUGGUUUAUGUAAAAAAAGAGGUAAGUUAGAGGAGGCUUGCAAAUAUUUUGAGAUGAUGAUUGAUGAGGGUAUACCUCCAUAUUUUUCAACUGUUGAGUUAGUGAGGAAUCGGUUGUUGGGGUUUGGAUUCUUGGACAAUGUUGAGAUACUCGCAAACAAGAUGGCACGAAGCACUUCUUGCUCAAUACAAGAGUUAGCAAAUGCAAUGAGAGGUAAAACAGCCUAUAGGAGAACAAGAAGUGAAGAAACAGAGCUUGAAAACUUCAGUGGCAGCUUCUUAAGCUUUGGACAGUAAAGCACUAAUACAUGGAUCAGAUGCUGGAAGGGUAAAGCAUCCCAAUAAACGCUCUUCAAUUGUGGUAGGUAUCUUAAGUAAAGGUGUUCCAGCACAGGAAAUGGAUUCGGUUUCUCAACCACCUCACUGAUUACUUUUUCCACCUUUUUGCAGUCCAUUACAUCGAGAGUCCUCAGAUUGG
Molecule: messenger RNA, 1986 nt
Organism: Durio zibethinus
Lineage: Eukaryota; Viridiplantae; Streptophyta; Magnoliopsida; Malvales; Malvaceae
Source: RefSeq, a predicted model, not a curated record